AUGGAGUUGAAAAAGGCUGGUGAGGAGCGGGGAGAAAAUUAUGGAAGGUUAAAAGCUCUAAAAACCCAGGCAGAUUUGAUCGCGCGCAAAAAGGCAAUCAAGAGAAAGAAGAAGCCAGACAGAGGCUUUUGUGAUUACGAAGCAAUGACUUUACGUCAGUAUCAAAGAUUGUCUGGAAAUAUUAAACCUGACAUAAAAGCUUAUGAAAAAAUGAGAGAAGUUAUAGAAAAGAAACACGAUCAAUACCAUCGUCGGCGAAUGUUCGAUCCAGAUUCACCAAUUGAUUAUAUUAGUGGAAGGAACCGUAAAUUCAGUCAAAAGUUGGAUCGUUUUUACGAUAGGUAUACAGAAGAUCUUAAGAGUGAUCUUGAAAGAAGAACUGCUAUAUUAAAAAGUUUUAAAAAGUUUUUUCAAUUCUGUUAA
Molecule: messenger RNA, 423 nt
Organism: Brugia malayi
Lineage: Eukaryota; Metazoa; Nematoda; Chromadorea; Rhabditida; Onchocercidae
Gene: Bma-syf-2.1
Exons: 4
Coding region: 1-423 (140 amino acids)
Cellular component (GO): post-mRNA release spliceosomal complex; Prp19 complex; catalytic step 2 spliceosome
Source: RefSeq, a predicted model, not a curated record